Molecule: messenger RNA, 2676 nt
Organism: Emys orbicularis (European pond turtle)
Lineage: Eukaryota; Metazoa; Chordata; Testudines; Emydidae
Gene: MAP3K12
Product: mitogen-activated protein kinase kinase kinase 12
Exons: 13
Coding region: 1-2676 (891 amino acids)
Biological process (GO): protein autophosphorylation; JNK cascade
Cellular component (GO): cytoplasm
Molecular function (GO): ATP binding; MAP kinase kinase kinase activity
Source: RefSeq, a predicted model, not a curated record
AUGGCCUGCCUCCAUGAUACCCGGACCCCCUCCCCGUCCUUCGCCAGCUUCAACACCAUCCUGACGGAGAGCUCUCUCCGUAAGCUGGACCCCGACGCCUCGGACUGCACCCCCGAGAAGGACCUGACGCCCACGCAGUGCGUGCUGCGGGACGUGGUGCCCAUCGACGGGGGCGGCCACAGCCCCACGCCCAGCGAGGAGACGCGCGACCAGUUCGCCAACAGCGUCCUGCAGCUGCACGAGAAUGAGGCCGGCGGUGGGGGCGGGGGAGCCGGGGCAGGGGCCGGGAACCCCGAGGUGCGGCACACUCGUUACCACGCCGACCAGGUCCGGCUUCACUGCCAGACGGGCAGCGGCUUCCUGGAAGGGCUCUUCGGCUGCCUCAGGCCCGUCUGGACCAUGAUCGGCAAAGCCUACUCCACCGAGCACAAGCACCAGCAGGAAGACACGUGGGAGGUGCCAUUCGAGGAGAUCCUGGACCUCCAGUGGGUAGGCAGCGGGGCGCAGGGCGCUGUCUUCCUGGGGCGUUUUCACGGCGAGGAGGUGGCGGUGAAGAAGGUGCGAGACCUCAAGGAGACGGACAUCAAACACCUGCGCAAGCUCAAACACCCCAACAUCAUCACCUUCAAGGGUGUCUGCACCCAGGCUCCUUGCUACUGCAUCAUCAUGGAGUUCUGCGCCCAGGGGCAGCUGUAUGAGGUGCUGCGAGCCGGGCGCAAGGUCACCCCCUCCCUGCUGGUCGACUGGUCCAUGGGCAUCGCAGGCGGCAUGAACUACCUGCACCUGCACAAGAUCAUCCACCGUGACCUCAAGUCGCCCAACAUGCUGAUCACCUACGAUGAUGUGGUGAAGAUCUCGGACUUCGGCACCUCCAAGGAGCUGAGUGACAAGAGCACCAAGAUGUCCUUCGCCGGCACCGUGGCCUGGAUGGCCCCCGAGGUCAUUCGCAACGAGCCCGUCUCUGAGAAGGUCGACAUCUGGUCCUUUGGGGUGGUGCUGUGGGAGCUGCUGACGGGCGAGAUCCCCUACAAGGACGUGGACUCCUCGGCUAUCAUCUGGGGUGUGGGCAGCAACAGCCUGCACCUGCCCGUGCCCUCUGGCUGCCCCGACGGCUUCAAGAUCCUACUGCGCCAGUGCUGGAACAGCAAACCCCGCAACCGGCCGUCCUUCCGCCAGAUCCUGCUGCACCUGGACAUCGCCUCGGCGGACGUGCUCUCCACGCCCCAGGAGACCUACUUCAAAUCCCAGGCCGAGUGGCGCGAGGAGGUGAAGCUGCACUUUGAGAAGAUCAAGUCGGAGGGGACGUGUCUGCACCGGCUGGAGGAGGAGCUGAUCAACCGGCGCCGUGAUGAGCUCCGGCACGCGCUGGACAUCCGGGAGCACUACGAGCGCAAGCUGGAGCGGGCCAACAACCUGUACAUGGAGCUCAACUCCCUCAUGCUGCAGCUGGAGCUGAAGGAGAAGGAGCUGCUCAGGCGGGAGCAGGCGCUGGAGAAGAAGUACCCGGGGCUGUUCAAGCCGCAUGCAUCGCGCAGUCUCCUGCACGGCAACACGGUGGAGAAGCUCAUCAAGAAGAGGAACGUGCCCCAGAAGCUGUCGCCACACAGCAAGCGGCCGGACAUCCUGAAGACGGAGGUGAUCCUGCCCAAACUGGACUCGGCCAUUGCCCAGGUGUCGAUACCCGCGUGCCAGAAGGGACCCACCUCCCCGGGCCGGAGCCGGCGGGCCAAGGCGCGCUACCGCAAAGCCAGCGCCAAGGGCAGCUGCGGGGAGCUGGCAGGGCCCCGGGCCCCAGAGCCAGUGGAUGUGGGGCAGCAGCUGGAGACCUGUGCCGCCCUGCGGGGGCUGCAGCACGACCUGUUGCGCCGGAUGUCCUCGUCCAGCCCUGACCUCAUCAACACCACCCUGGAGGCCGGGGCCAAGAAAGAGGGGGCCCCUGCCGGGCCCGAGUCGCCCCCGGCCGAGCAGCCCCGCAGCGAGACCCCCAGUGAGGACACGGCCUCCGUGCCCUUCUCCAGCAGCCCCGACUCGCCCUCCUCCAAGCAGGGGGCCGUGGGGCCAGCGGACAAGAGCCACCGGCUGUUGGGCCUAGCCCAGAGGCUGCAGCCAGGCGAGGAGCCCGACAAGGAGGCAGGCGUGGCGGGCAAGGCGGCCAAGGCCUGUGGGGUGCCGCAGCAGCAUCUGACACCCGCAGCGCUGCUGUACCGAGCGGCCGUGACCCGGAGCCAGAAGCGAGGGGUCUCGUCCGAGGAGGAGGAGGGAGAAGUGGACAGCGAGGUGGAGCUGCCACUGAGGCAGAGGUGGCCCCAGGGGCUGAGCAAGCGCCAGUCGCUCUCCACCUUCAGCUCAGAGAACUUCUCGGACGGGGACGGCGAGGAGGGGAACACGAGCGACGCGUCGCCCAGCGGCACGCCCGACGUGGCCAGCACCAACACAGGCGAGCGCUCCGACGACAUGCUCUCGCAGAGCUCCGAGAUCCCGCUCGACGCCCUGGCCCACUCCGAUGGCCUGUCCGAGAAGGAGGCCGCUGUCCAGCACGUCAAGAGUCAGCUCAGUGCUGAGCAGAACCCCGCUGAGACCCCCUCCGCGUAUGAGGACUCGGACUGUGACAGCGCCGAACUGGACCACUCGGGCAGCGGAGACACGCACAGACUGCCAGCCGCCCCCAGCUCGUGA